Messenger RNA from Polyodon spathula (Mississippi paddlefish), 2090 nucleotides. Its product is annotated as sideroflexin-2-like. Gene Ontology annotation, biological process: serine import into mitochondrion; monoatomic ion transport. Gene Ontology annotation, molecular function: monoatomic ion transmembrane transporter activity. NCBI's taxonomy places the organism in Eukaryota, Metazoa, Chordata, Actinopteri, Acipenseriformes, Polyodontidae. The transcript has 13 exons. Bases 579 to 1541 code for a protein of 320 amino acids. Gene Ontology annotation, cellular component: mitochondrial inner membrane. The record is from RefSeq and is a predicted model, not a curated record.
GUUUUAAAGCGCUAUUUCAAAAACACACAAGACAGCAGAACUUGAGAACUUAAGCUCAGUCCGUGGACUCAAAGAACAAUAAGGAGAGUGGUUUUCUACCUGAUUGCAAUGCCCGUUUGUCUAUACAUUCAUAUAUGUAUGAAGUCACUCUGUUGAAUGAACACAGCAUCUCCAAACGUGCUGAUGAAUUAAAGACCCCCACACGCAGCGGGGGCGGGCUUACGAUGCAAAUUGGGGAGCGGCCCCUUGCUUUCCAUUGGUUAGGUGAGUGCCACGUGGGAGCUGAAAUUGAUCCAGUGUAAGUGUGGCACUAUUUUCUAUUCCUCCAGACAGGAAGCGGUAUUAAUUGUAAUCAGAGGGCUACAGUACGGUAUGUGGUUUACACAUUAUUCAAAUUACCGAAGGCUGUAUAGAAGAGUUUAAUAAAAAACAAACGAGUCUUGACUGAGGAGAAGGAUUUCAAAAUACAUUUUAAAAAACCCUCUCGUUUUAUAAAACUCGUGUCAUUUUCUCCAACCAACUGGUAAAACGAAUUCUACCGGCUGUCCAGCCUUGACAAGAACAACAGGACCGGCGGGAUGGACGUGAGUAAGUUUGACAUUGACGCCCCGCGCUGGGACCAGUCCACCUUCGUGGGGCGUCUCCGACACUUCUUCAACAUCACUGACCCGCGCACUGCGCUGCUGUCGGAUUCAGAGCUCGACCAGGCCAAGAGGCUUGUGGGAAGCUGCAGAGCAGGCAAUGUGCCUGCAGGCACUACCGAGGAGCAGCUCCACUACGCAAAGAAGCUGUACGACUCUGCCUUCCACCCGGAUACUGGCGAGCGCAUGAAUCUCAUCGGCAGGAUGUCCUUCCAGGUCCCCGGGGGUAUGGCCAUCACCGGCUUCAUGCUGCAGUUCUACAGAACGGUGCCAGCUGUGGUGUUCUGGCAGUGGGUCAACCAGUCGUUUAAUGCCUUGGUGAAUUACACCAAUAGAAACGCAGCCUCGCCCAUCACACCAAAGCAGAUUGGAGUGGCCUAUGUGACAGCCACCACCACUGCCCUGGCUACAGCUGUGGGGCUGAACCUUUACACCAAGAAAGCGCCUCCUUUAGUAGCCCGCUGGGUUCCUUUUGCUGCCGUGGCAACGGCUAACUGUGUGAACAUUCCCAUGAUGCGACAGCAAGAGAUACUCAAUGGCAUCGCGGUUGUGGAUGAAAACGACAACAAGUUAGGCUACUCCCGGAGAGCUGCAGUAAAGGGGAUCACACAGGUUGUAGUCUCUCGGAUCACCAUGGCAGCCCCAGGAAUGAUUGUUCUGCCUAUUUUAAUGCAGAGGAUUGAGAAAUACCCAUUCAUGCAGAGAAUUAAGUUUCUCCACGGCCCCCUGCAAGUGAUGAUGGUGGGGGUGUUCUUGAUCUACAUGGUUCCUGCAGCCUGCUCACUGUUCCCACAGAGAUGCUCCAUGGCUGUCUCGCACCUGGAGCCGGGACUGAGAGACUCCAUCAGAGCGCGCUUUGGGGAGGGUGUCGGAUACGUUUACUUCAACAAGGGGCUGUGACUUGGCUGUGCUCUGAGACCUGGGAACAGGCUGUUCUCUUCGACCAGGCUGUGCUCCGAGACCAGGCUGCUCUGAGAGCUGGUUCCUGGGUCUCUACAGUACGACUACUUUUCAUUUGGUUUUAAUGGCUCUGAACAGAUGGGGUGGGGAUGCUGAUUAAACAAGGACUGUUUUUGGGGGCUGUAUUUCCUUGUUGAGAUCUGUAUUUUACCUCAAGAUCACUGUGCUUUGAAGAGUGACGCCUCUGUGAGUGUUCUCCUUGCCUGGAGUUGGAAGUUCUCAGCUCUUCUGCCCUUGAGGUGUCUCGCCAGUUAAACCUGCAUGCCCACGCCAUGCCCAGUUAAACCUGCAUACCCACACCAUGCCCAGUUGCCAAUCAGGAACUCCACUGGGACCUAGACCUAUUCUCCCAUUGCAGUUCCUGUUUGGCAGUCCAAUGUUACAAUAAAACAGUAUUCAUAUAUUGCAAGGUUGACCGAUUUAACUUUUUUUUGUUUUAAACAAAAUGAAUUGUUGAUUACGUUGCUGAAAACAAAACACGGGUAUAAA